AUGGCUCAAAAUAAUAUCUAUCUAUCUAUCUAUCUAUCUAUCUAUCUAUCUAUCUAUCUAUCUAUCUAUCUAUCUCAGUCUAUUCCUAUAUAUGCAUAUAUGUAUCUAUGUAUCUACCUCCGUCCAUAUCUACCCCAGGAUCUAUCUAUCUAUCUAUCUAUCUCAGUCUAUUCCUAUAUAUGCAUAUAUGUAUCUAUGUAUCUACCUCCGUCCAUAUCUACCCCAGGAUCUAUCUAUCUAUCUAUCUAUCUAUCUAUCUAUCUAUCUAUCUAUCUAUCUCAGUCUAUUCCUAUAUAUGCAUAUAUGUAUCUAUGUAUCUACCUCCGUCUAUAUCUACCUCAUCAUCUAUCUAUCUAUCUAUCUAUCUAUCUAUCUAUCUAUCUACAUACGAAUACGAAUAAUUUCGUCGUUGUCUCUAUCUAUCUAUCUAUCUAUCUAUCUAUCUAUCUAUCUAUAAUGUCUCUUAUGAUUCCAAUAGCUUUUUUCAUGUAUUUCUCUCACGUCCGCGUCCCUUCUGUUCCCACAACUCAUUUUAUACCACCUUUUCUCUCUCAUGUUUUUUUUUUUAAUUCUUUUUUUUCUUCUUUUUUUUCUAUUAUGUUUUUCUAUUUUAUUCCUUUUUUCUAUUAUCUUCUAAUAUCGUUUUCUAUUUUCUUCUUCUUCUUCUUCUUCUUCUUCUUCUUCUUCUUCUUCUUCUUCUUCUAUUAUUGCUUAGGAUUGUAUUCAUUUACACUUAAUUCGCUCCACUUCUAUCUAUCUAUCUAUCUAUCUAUCUAUCUAUCUAUCUAUCUAUCUAUCUCUCUCUCUCUCUCUCUCUCUCUCUCUCUCUCUCUCUCUAUCUAUCUAUCUAUCUAUCUAACAUUGAUUCUUGAAAAUAACUCAGAUGGUCGAAAUAAAUGA
Messenger RNA from Acanthosepion pharaonis, 900 nucleotides. Lineage: Eukaryota; Metazoa; Mollusca; Cephalopoda; Sepiida; Sepiidae. The record is from the annotation of a GenBank genome assembly.